This is a messenger RNA of Mirounga angustirostris (Northern elephant seal), 5259 nucleotides long. RefSeq names its product vav guanine nucleotide exchange factor 2 (gene VAV2). Lineage: Eukaryota; Metazoa; Chordata; Mammalia; Carnivora; Phocidae. Gene Ontology annotation, cellular component: cytoplasm. Gene Ontology annotation, biological process: regulation of GTPase activity; intracellular signal transduction; cell migration. The transcript is spliced from 27 exons. Gene Ontology annotation, molecular function: guanyl-nucleotide exchange factor activity; protein binding. Bases 509 to 3028 code for a protein of 839 amino acids. The record is from RefSeq and is a predicted model, not a curated record.
UGCCGAGUCCGAGCGCCCGGCGCCGAGCGCGGAGCCCGCGGGCGGGGCGAACAAAGCGGCGGCGGCCAGGGCUGCCCAGGCCCCGGGCGCGCGGAGCGAGCGACCCGCCGGCCCUUUGUCUCGGGCGGGGCAGGAGCGGCGGCGGCCGCGGGGCGCCCCGAGCGCAGCAUGCGGCGCCCGCAGGGGCGGAGAGCGGGGCGCGGCGGCGGCGCGCGGCGCGGAGCCCGGCCCGGGGCCCGGGGGCGCCCGUGUGUGUGAGGGGUCCCGCGCGCUGCGCGGCGCCCACCCCGCGGCCGCACGUGGGCGAGGAGCCGGAGCCGGAGCCGGAGCCGGAGCGGGAGGAGGAGGGGGGGGACGCGCGGCGGCGCGGCGGGGACCCCGGGCCGCCCGCGCGAAGCCCCGCCCCGGCCACCGAGCCCCGCGCGGGCGGGCGGGAUGCCCCGCGGCCGCCGCACUCCGGCCCGAGCGCUGCCCUGAGCGGGCCGGCGGCGCGGCCGCCGCGGGCGCCAUGGAGCAGUGGCGGCAGUGCGGCCGCUGGCUCAUCGACUGCAAGGUCCUGCCGCCCAACCACCGGGUCGUGUGGCCCUCGGCGGCGGUGUUCGACCUGGCGCAGGCGCUGCGCGACGGCGUCCUCCUGUGUCAGCUGCUGCACAACCUCGCCCCCGGCUCCAUCGACCUCAAGGACAUCAACUUCCGGCCGCAGAUGUCCCAGUUCCUGUGCUUGAAGAACAUCCGCACCUUCCUUAAAGUCUGCCACGAUAAAUUUGGACUGAGAAACAGCGAGCUGUUUGACCCCUUUGACCUCUUCGACGUCCGAGACUUUGGGAAGGUCAUCUCUGCCGUGUCCAGACUCUCCCUGCACCACGUGGCUCAGAACAAAGGGAUCAGGCCCUUUCCCUCGGAGGAGACCACCGAGAAUGACGACGAUGUGUACCGCAGCCUGGAGGAACUGGCGGACGAGCAUGACCUCGGGGAGGACAUCUAUGACUGCGUCCCGUGUGAGGACGAGGGGGACGACAUCUAUGAGGACAUUAUCAAGGUGGAGGUACGGCAGCCCAUGAAAAUGGGCAUGUCCGAGGAUGACAAGAGGAAUUGCUGCUUAUUGGAGAUUCAGGAGACCGAGGCCAAGUACUACCGGACCCUGGAGGACAUCGAGAAGAACUACAUGACCCCCCUGAGGCUGGUGCUGAGCCCGGCGGACAUGACAGCCAUCUUCAUCAACCUGGAGGACCUGAUCAAGGUGCAUCACAGCUUUCUGCGGGCCAUCGACGUGUCCAUGAUGGCGGGGGGCAGCACUCUGGCCAAGGUCUUCCUCGAUUUCAAGGAAAGGCUCCUGAUCUACGGGGAAUACUGCAGCCACAUGGAGCACGCUCAGAACACGCUGAACCAGCUCCUCGCCAGCCGGGAAGACUUCAGACAGAAGGUCGAGGAAUGCACGCUGAAGGUCCAGGACGGGAAGUUUAAGCUUCAAGACCUGCUCGUGGUCCCCAUGCAGAGAGUGCUCAAAUACCACCUCCUCCUGAAGGAACUUCUGAGCCAUUCCACCGAUCGGCCCGAGAGACAGCAGCUCAAAGAAGCUCUAGAAGCCAUGCAGGACUUAGCGAUGUACAUAAACGAAGUUAAACGGGACAAGGAGACCCUGAAGAAAAUCAGCGAAUUUCAGAGUUCUAUAGAAAACUUGCAAGUGAAACUGGAGGAGUAUGGGAGGCCGAAGAUCGACGGGGAACUGAAGGUCCGGUCCAUAGUCAACCACACCAAGCAAGAUAGGUACUUGUUCCUGUUUGACAAGGUGGUCAUUGUCUGCAAGAGGAGAGGCUACAGCUACGAGUUGAAGGAGGUCAUCGAGCUGCUCUUCCACAAGAUGACUGACGACCCCAUGAACAACAAGGACGUCAAGAAGUGGUCCUACGGUUUCUAUUUAAUUCAUCUGCAAGGAAAGCAGGGCUUCCAGUUCUUCUGCAAGACCGAAGACAUGAAGCGGAAAUGGAUGGAGCAGUUCGAGAUGGCCAUGUCCAACAUCAAGCCAGACAAAGCCAAUGCUAACCACCACAGCUUCCAGAUGUACACUUUCGACAAGACUACCAACUGCAAAGCCUGUAGGAUGUUCCUCAGGGGCACAUUUUACCAGGGCUACCUAUGCACCAAGUGUGGUGUCGGGGCCCAUAAGGAGUGUCUGGAAGUGACGCCUCCCUGCAAGAUCAGUUCUCCCGCCGACUUGGACGCCUCCGGAGCAGGACCGGGUCCCAAGAUGGUGGCCGUGCAGAAUUACCAUGGCAACCCAGCUCCCCCCGGGAAGCCAGUGCUGACCUUCCAGACGGGCGAUGUGAUCGAGCUGCUGAGAGGCGACCCCGAGUCUCAGUGGUGGGAGGGUCGGCUGGUGCAAACCAGGAAGUCAGGCUACUUUCCUAGCUCGUCCGUGAAGCCCUGCCCCGUGGACGGAAGGCCGCCCAUCAGCCGGCCGCCAUCCCGGGAGAUCGACUACACCGCCUACCCCUGGUUUGCGGGCAACAUGGAAAGGCAGCAGACCGACAACCUGCUCAAGUCGCACACCAGCGGGACCUACCUAAUCAGGGAGCGGCCGGCCGAGGCAGAGCGCUUUGCCAUAAGCAUCAAGUUCAACGACGAGGUGAAACACAUCAAGGUGGUGGAGAAGGACAGCUGGAUCCACAUCACAGAAGCGAAGAAAUUUGAAAGCCUCUUGGAGCUGGUGGAGUACUACCAGUGCCACUCGCUCAAGGAGAGCUUCAAGCAGCUGGACACCACGCUCAAGUACCCCUACAAGUCAAGGGAGCGCGCGGCCUCCAGGGCCUCCAGCCGGUCCCCAGUGUUCACGCCCCGUGUCAUUGGCACGGCCGUGGCCAGGUACAACUUUGCCGCCCGGGACAUGCGCGAGCUCUCGCUGCGGGAAGGUGACGUGGUGAAGAUCUAUAGCCGCAUUGGCGGGGACCAGGGCUGGUGGAAGGGCGAGGCCAACGGACGGAUCGGCUGGUUUCCUUCAACAUACGUAGAGGAGGAGGGCAUCCAGUGAUGGCAACAACAUGGACAGGACUCGUGGGUUUUCUUGGAAGAGUCCAGCUCUGAAGUCUGUCUCUAGCCCCGUGACACAGAGGGGACAUGCCUGCCAACCUUCCCGUCUUCAACAGCCCAUAGGGAUGGGGAGGGUGUUCAGAAUCCUAAAUGCGAACUGGCCCACCAUCCGCCUGCCCUCGGUGGCCUGUCCUGGGUACGCUACUUGUACAUAGAGGCGAGUUGGGCCGGCCCCGCCGUGGCUGCCACCGCCAGAGUGCUGAGGAGGGGGAGCGCCGGUGGUGUUCUGAGCCAGGCUCUGGGUGACAGCUGAGGCCGGAGUUCAUCUUGCCUCUGUCCUGUUGCGACAGCAUUCAGGAGCCUAGGUUUGAACAGCAGGUGCCAUCCCAGGGAGGGCUUGAACAGCAGAGGGGACCCUCCCCCAGCCCCUUCUGCUCAGCCCUGAUGCUCAGCCUGCCUGCUUUCUGCUGCUCCCAGGGGGAAGCUCUGGGCCUAGAGAGUCAGAAGGGACCGGAGCCAGGCCUUUUGCUGCAGCCCCUGCUCGGCCCCAGCUCAGCUCCAGCUGUGCUCGGAUGUAGGAGAAAAGAGCACUGCUAGGGGGUCUGCGCGGGCCCCUUGACCUCCUCAUGGCCCUCUGCACUAGGGAGGUGCAGAGACUGCCCAGGGCAGGUCCCUCUCUCAGGAGGGAGCUUUAGUGAACGAUGAAGUUGCCGACCCUGCUCCCCAGUCAAUGGUACUGUUCUUUGCCCUGAAUCCCAGGCGUGUGUCUGUCCUGUCCUGCUGCCAGGUGGAUACACCUUUUGUAAAUCCUGAUAUGGGUGAGAAGAAAACAGAGUUUUCCCCUCGCUCGGGCUCUGCUGCUCACAUUCCCCUCCGGGAGGAGGCCCCCCCCAGCGCCCCCCAGCAGGUGGCCCCUCUGGGACUCUUGUGUUCUGCAAGGUGGUUCCUGAGGGUCUUCCCAGCUUUUGCACAGGAUGUUAGUUCUAGCCCUUGGCAAGUCUUCCCCCUGCAGCCCAUGAACUGGGCCUGUGGCCAGCUCGAAAUAAGUGCUCUUGGGGGUGGCCUUACCCCCGAACUCCCCCUCCUGACUCCUCCUGGCCUUUUGAGCUCUGGCUUUCUUGUCCAGACCCUUUUGCUCUGCCUGGAUAUUGCAUUAGACCUAGGGAUGUUGUCUCCCUGCAGGCUCUGUGCCACAGAUGCUGGAGAAACCCGGGCUACACGUGUCCCCUGAACCUUGGUCAGCUGCCCUGCCCUGUGCAGGGGGAGGGGACUGGGCAAGGCUGGGCGUGGGGAAGGCUAGCCCCCACUGGGGUGGGUGCUGGUUGCCACUCUGCACUCCUGGGCUUCCUCCGAAAGCAGCCGUGUGGCCUCCGGGCUCGGCUCACAGGCCCCAUGUCCCGGAAUGGGGAGGUGGUGGGGAGCGGGUGGGGACAGUUAGCAGCAAGGGCAAGAGAGAAGGUGGCCUGCAGAGGCUUGAGAAGCCAGGGUGAACAGGAUCGUGUUUGGGGGCAGAGGGGCAGGGGGAGGGAAGGAAAGAGCUGGUCUCGGAGAGAGCAGCCCCCAGUCCCCAUCAUCAGGGUGCACCCAGCACUUUGCGCACAACCCUGGGCUCAGCCGGCCCAGCCAUGAGCCUGGGGUCGGGGGGAGAACCAGCCAGGCCCUUUCGUGUUUACUGUUGUCAAAAGGGUUUUGUUUUGUUGUUUUGUUUUUGGUUUGGCUUGUUUGUUUUUUAAGGGAAGAAAACAGUUUGUAAUUAUUUCAUCCAAAGCUCUCAUUCUAUAUCUGUGAAUAAUAAGGAAGAUAUUUUAUAAUAGCAAGAAAAUGAUGUAUAUUUGAGGUCAUCAUGAAACAAGUCAUCACGACAACGAGGGAUACUGAGGGAACAGAAGUCGGAACCCUGGUUUUUGUGAAUGUUUUGUUUUGUUCUUGUUUGUUUUGAAACAUGUAUGUGGUUUGGUUUGGUUUUGCACUGCAUGAGGCAGGAGGGGAGGCGGGCCGGGGGCAGGCUGGGAAGCGGGUGGUUUCAGCAGGAGAUGGGAGGCCCUCUCUAGGGGCUUUGGACCUGGGGCCUGAGAUUAGCUGUGAACACUUAGGAGCCCGAUGCAUGCGGGUCAGGGAUCUGGGGGUCCCACAGCUGGUGACGACCCCAAAUGGAACACAAACUGUACAUUUGCCACUAGGUUUUUUCAGACCACAGUUUUUAUUGCAAAUAAACCUAAGUUCUUUUCUGCA